AAAAUGGUUUAUACCAUCAUGGACACCAUUCACUGACGGUAAUAGCCGUAGUUCUUCAACAUUUUUAUUAUCAAGUCGGUUUCAGGUCUGUGUGUCGUAGCCGUACCAAUCUCUUUGGUGUUAAACAACUAUGUUCAAUUUUGUGUUCAAAGUCGUAAAACCAUGGAGGGCUUAAUUAGAAAGGUAGGAUAAUUUGGGUAGCUUGGGCCCAGCGGUCUUGUGUUAAUUGAAACAGACCUGCGUGAGUGUGUCGGUGCGUGCGGUGCGUUUAUCAGUGUGUUUUGAUGCGGUUCUGUAGUACAGAGACACAUGCUAAAGGAGGACCAACAUCUGGACAUCACUACGCGUGGAGCUUGUCUUCUCCUAUCACCUCUCCUGUCCACCUUCUUUUAUAAAACCCUGCGAGCCUCUGCAGAGCCGAAUCAUGAGUGAGUUAAAAGACUGCCCCCCACUCAAAUACUACGACUUCAAGCCAGUUGAGCAUGUAAAGGUGUGCCCCCGCUACACUGCUGUCCUCGGCCGCUCGGAGGACGAUGGUAUCGGUAUCGAGGAGCUGGACACUCUGCAGCUGGAGCUGGAGACGCUCCUGUCCUCUGCCAGCCGCCGCCUCAGAGCCCUGGAGGAGCAGAGACAGGUAGGACUGAUUUAGGCCAUGUAAACAUAGGAGAGAGUGGGGUAAGUUGAGCCAAAGGUUAGGUUGAGCCACCCCCUGUUGGAAAUGGUAAAAGAAAUUGAUCAUGUGACCAAAUAUUAAGGAGAUGGGCAUCAAUUCAUGGAGUCUGUGAAGGUUAGAAGCACAUGGGUGAAGGGGUUAGACAUUUAUUUACAAAAAACAUUUUUCACUCUUGAAAGUGAAUUUAGUCUGUCAUAAAUUUUAUUAGAAUUGUGUUCAGACCAAAAAAGAUCAUUUUAAAUUUGUUUUAUACAUCAAUUGUUGUAUCUAUGAGCUACAACAUGAGGUCAGAUAUCUAGCACCUAAAAGUCCACCAUUUUAGCUUAGAGGACUAAUAAAGUCAUCAUAGUAGUUCUGGGGUAAGUUGAGCCAGUGAGAAAGUAAAGGAGUCUGAUGAGAGGAUCAGAGUUUCAGUUCAGAUUGUUGAAAUGUGUUACUUUUUCUUUUCAGAAACACAGCUGUGAAUGUUCUGAAUCACUUAAAGACAUUCUCAUGUUAAAAGGACUUUUUACAAAACAGCUUUAUAGCAGUUAUAUACAAUAAUAAUAAAAAAUAUAUCUUGUACCAGUUGAAUCGCAUAUAAUAGAUAAAAAUGCACAUGAAUGUGAAAAAGUGACUGUUAUUUAGGGAGAGAGAAGGUGAGGGAGUUGUUGUUUGUCCCCUUCUCCAGUAAGAUAAAUAUCUGCUCCUCUCACUAGCAAUUUUUAGAACUCAAGAAGCUUCUUGGAUAAGAGGCAAAACGUCUUCUCAAUUCUACACAAUCCAGUUGCCUGUUUUUGGAGUCUUCAGGAUAACCAUGACCUGGAUGAAUGAGAAUCUACAUGGACAGGGCUGGGGUGGAGAGUGGGGAGUAGUAGGGAUACGGCUGAACUUACCCCGCUCCUAUGGUCAAAUUACCCCAUACACGGAGUAAGUUGACCAUAGGAGACCACUUUUUUUGUCAUGCUAUAUUAUCAAGACAGUUCUGUUUACACUCAUUCUGUUGGUUUGCGGGGUGCACAACAUCUAGAAAUAUAUAUGCAGAAACACUAGUUUGAGACAAAACUAUGAUUGCCUUGAUGUAGUGAUCUGAAAUAUGAAAAACAGCUCAUCUUACCCCACUCUCCCCUAUGUCUCUGUUUCUAUCGCCUCCCUUUUUUGUUCUCCUCCCCUCUGGUUUUAUCUGUAACUUCUGUUCUGUGCCGCUUCUAGAUCCUCACAGACUGGCAGGACAAGAAGGGAGACAAGCGCUUUCUGAAGAUGGGAAAGGACCCAGAUCCUGCUGCCUCUUCUCGCCACAAACCAAAGAAGCAGAAAUUAGAUGGUAAAGGAGGUCAUGGGCCAGGUCCAGGUCCUGGUAGACCCAAAUCCAAAAAUCUGCAGCCUAAAGUUCAAGAAUAUGAAUUUACAGAUGAUCCUCAAGACAUUCCUCGCACCCCUAAAAAUGAUGCACCCAACAGGUCAGUGACAGUAGUGCUCUAUGAUAUCUUAUUGUUUCAUGUUGAACUCGUGAACUUAUUUUAGAAUUAUUCUGUUUAUUAUCAGAGCCUGUAAAAACAAAGAAAACAUCAUUGCAUCAUGUUUUUUUUUCUCCAGAUUUUGGGCAUCGGUCGAGCCAUAUUGUGCUGACAUCACAAAUGAAGAGACACGAUUGCUAGAAGAGCUUCUGAAACCUCCAGACGAUGAAGCAGAGUAUUUCAAAGUAUGACAUAAAGGACUAUGUACAAGUUAUCAUAUCAUACCUGAUAGUGUAUUCGUGUAAUAAGAAAGUGUAUUAUGGAGUGUGUUGAGCUUUAAUGCUCUAUGUGUUGACUGCAGAUACCAGCGCUGGGUAAACACUACUCUCAGCGGUGGGCUCAGGAGGAUCUGCUGGAGGAGCAGAGGGAGGGAGCACGAGCCAACGACAAGAAGAAAAGCCUGAUGGGGGGGCCGCUGUCUGAGCUGGAUGCAAAAGGUGGAGGGAGACUGAAGCUUUGACUUGAUGUGAUAACUUAUGUGCUCGUAAGCCCUUAGUUUCAACAUGCUAGAUGGUAUGAUAAUAAGUUUUCUACUUUUUCUACUCUUCUCCAUGCUGACUGCUUUAGACGUGGAUUCCCUGUUGAAAAAGUCUGAGUCCCAACAUGAGUCCCCAGAAGAUGGAUGUCCGUUCGGUCCCCUCACCCAGCGUCUGCUCCAAGCCCUUGUAGAGGUCAGUUUGUAAUCAAUAUAAUAGGUUAUGACAGAGAUGUACUAUCCAAAAUUUUUGCGUUUAAACAUUUUGAAGACACUAAAAUAUGACAUUAAUUUACAACUUUUUUUCUGGUUUCUUAAAGGAGAACAUUAUAUCCCCCAUGGAGGAUUCUCCCAUACCGGACAUCUCAGGGAAGGAUGCUAAUGAUGGAGCAGGAACUUCUCCUCGAAGCCAAGGAAAAGCCUUCAGGUAUUAGUGCGACACCUGUUGAAUGUGUGAGAUCGGACACCGCUGUUGGUUCUGUUUCUGAGAUUCAGUCGAAGCAUAUGUUUGGCCUGUGUUUGACCUGCUUAUACAAGACUGCUUCCGUCUUUUGAUCACACAUCAAUUUUAGUCAUGGCACCCAAAUAACUUGUGUGUUAUGUUUGAUGAUGUUCAUGCCCGUAUGAGAACCCUGUGAACAGAAGCAGGUAUAUAUCUCUCUCACCUGAACAAAAGACUGUAAAUAAUGAGAUCGAUAUUUGAAAAUCAACUCCUGUGUUGAAGUUGACAUCAGCAUGGACCCUGAUGUAUCUAGAAGUCACUUAGACUAAGGGGACACCGCUUUUCUAUGUAUGGCCACAGUUUUUGUGCUGACUUCAGUUUAUCCAUAUUUUGUGCUCGGUUAUUUUAGGUAACACGUUGACGUUCUUGCUUUUCUUUUCCAAAUACUUUUAAUAUUCUAUCUUUCCCCUACCCCACACAGUGUUCCUCACACACGCUCUCUGGAGGCAAGGAUCAAAGAGGAGCUGGUAGCUCAGGGGCUGCUGGACUCAGAGGAGCGGCCUGGACCCGGAGGAGACUCAGAAGAUGAGGUCCUGGCAGAGCUGCAGAAGAGACAGGCUGAGCUCAAAGCUCUGAGUGCUCACAACAGAGCCCGUAAACAAGAGCUGCUCAGGUGAGGACAGAUCGAACAGAUACGCUGUGCUCUAAAAGAGAGACAGAACUUCAAAGUCUGAUACGUGAUAAUCUGCUGACUUUGAUUUUGCUGAUGCCUCACAGGUUGGCCAAAGAGGAGAUGCGUAAGCAGGAGCUGAGGCAGAGAGUCAGGGUGUCUGACAAUGAGGUCAUGGAGGGAUUUCGACGAAUCAUGGCAGCUCGGCAAAAGAAACGCACCCCAACCAAGAAGGAGAAGGACCAGGCCUGGAAAGCUCUGAAGGAGAGGGAAAGCAUCCUGAAGUUACUUGAUGGAUAAAAAAAUGUUUUUGCUUUAUUUCCUUCUUUAUUAAAAGACAGGUUGAUACAGAUUAGGGCAGCUGUGACAGCUGUUACAUGGUCGGCUGUAACUGUGAGGAUGUGUGAUACAGUUUAAUGCAACUCUGCAUGAUUUGAGUAGUGACGUUUUAUAGUAGUUUUAUGUUGCAGAUGCUUAUUUGAUCAGUAGUUAUAAAGACGUAUCAGACUUCUCUUCUUUUGUUGAUUUGUUGUUCUUUGUCAUUUGUAUAUUUGUUUUUUAUUUGUUUACAACAGUAAAGGUAACUCAACAGUACACAUAAAUUUGUGCUUCAGUGCCAGUCAGUUCAAAGUUUUUCUUUGUGUAUAAAAUGCUCAGUGCAAAGGCAGUGUGUCUCUGAA
Molecule: messenger RNA, 4436 nt
Organism: Xyrichtys novacula (pearly razorfish)
Lineage: Eukaryota; Metazoa; Chordata; Actinopteri; Labriformes; Labridae
Source: the annotation of a GenBank genome assembly